Molecule: messenger RNA, 2037 nt
Organism: Cladophialophora yegresii CBS 114405
Lineage: Eukaryota; Fungi; Ascomycota; Eurotiomycetes; Chaetothyriales; Herpotrichiellaceae
Exons: 1
Coding region: 1-2037 (678 amino acids)
Source: RefSeq, a predicted model, not a curated record
AUGGACGGUGCGGGACGCCACACCUUCGGUAUCCCCGCAACAUGUCCAUUUACGAUCCAAGAGAUCCGACUCAAUGGAAUCACAGGGUCGAACACAUAUCUCAUCCGAGAGCGUGACGAGUAUGGAGAGUUUCCCCAUAUUUACGCGAAGUUAUGCAGUGCGCCUGGAUCGUCUACCUCGCCCGACGAGUACGUCUACCGCCAUGACAGCUACUCGCGCUACUUGAAGGAUGGAGAUUUCGAGAACAAGCCUCACAAAAGCUCCAAGGUGAUCGUCCUUAGCGACUCGGGAUGUGGGACUGAGGUUCCGAAUGCCUCCACUGGCAGCUCGAGCCUCUCAUAUCCUCCUGCUUACGAUGAUCGUCAAAGGCCGUACACGGUGCGCGCUCGACCCGAAGUAUGGAAUAUAGGGACUUUUCUCGAGUACACGAUCAAUCCAGGCGGACGGAUCCCCUACUUGGUCAUGACCACGCAUUGCCAUUACGAUCACAUCAUGGGGAUCGGGAAGUUACUUUCUUCGUCCACUUCUACUACUGUCUUGACGUCUUCGCACGCCAAAACGUUCGUCUCUCCGUAUGCCAACCUACAGAAGCACAGCCUCUGCAAUACACUCAACCUCGACGCCCCCAAGUACGAUGUGGGCCUCUGGGCGGACGACCUCUCCCGCGUUGCAUACACUCCUGGACUGGAUCCCUCUCCACACUCCGGGGGUAAUACAAUCCCCACGCCUUUCACUAUUUUGCAUACUCCAGGCCAUACCCCGGACUCCCUCUCUUGGUAUGAUAGUGAACUCCGCCUCCUAUGUGUCGGGGACAGUUUCUACGCCAAGGAAACAAGUACCACGAGAGACGCGACAUGGGGUCACGAACCAGCCAUGCCGGUCAUGUUCAGUCUGGAGAGUGACCUGAAGGACUGGUGGAGGAGUCUGGAUAAAGUGCUUCAAUUCGUGAGGAAAAAGAAUAAGGAAGUUGGGGGCAACGCCCAGGGUGAGUCCGAGGGAGAUAUGGGAGAGCGAUCAGAUUCACCGACGCAUGGGCACAAAAGUGAUCUCCAAAAGAACAAGGACGGCGAAAUCGAGGACGAGGGAUUCGUCCUCAUCAAUGUCGACAAUGCCGCCAGGGAUACAGAUGACAUAAACGCCCUGGUAACAAAGACAAAGCACUUAUCUCUAGCGUCCAGUACCGCUACCGCCGCCGCUGCAACGAAAUCUGCUACGGCGGUAAAGUCACAGAAACAAACCGGCUUCGACAAUCUUCCUAGGUCCGAAAAAAGCUUCGCCGUCUGGCCCACGACAUCCACAAAUUCCUUGUUGAAACCAACAAUCCUGCCCACCUCAGCAGCUAACAAAGGUGGCUUUCCACCCGGCGCACUACCCUUCUCGCCCAGUGGACUGAACCCGGACCCAUGGAUGCUCGUCGUCAACCGACACGGACCCUUACCUUGGCCAACUACUUCACCUCCGCAUCCGCCUUUCCCCGAUCGGCAGCUCUCUUCCCCGAACCAGCUCACCACCACGCUAGAUUCUUCUUCUUCUCAUGGCCAGCGUCAACGCAAGCCUUGCGCCCCCUCCGCGUCGAACACAGGCCCACUACCCCGCGUCAAGCUCUGUGCCGCCCACACGACAUUAUCCCUAGACGCAGAGCACGCGCUCGUCUCGAUGCGAGGAUUCCUCCUCCGCGUCUUGAAGGGCGAAGUCCCCUGCCAGCGCGUCGAGGAUGGUCCUCACGGCGAGGAGCGGUGGCUGUGGGAUUCUGCGAUACCGGCUUCCGAGGACGACGUGGCGCGAAGACCGCUGCCUCCUACCGCUCGGGCGUGGGGAUAUUGGGUUGCUGAAUCCCCCGCGGAGGUGGCGCGGAGAGAAGUGGACAAGAGGGAUGUGGAUGUGGAGAUGGCAGGACGCGCACAGGGACGAAGGCACCAAGAACAAGCGAAGCACAUGUAUAGUGUGCUUGCGCCGUUGAGGGUGAUUGAGGCGGGUAGGAAACAGAUUCUGGAACUGGACUAUGGCGGCACGAGGAGGCCCGCUGGGGUGGUGUAG